Molecule: messenger RNA, 1089 nt
Organism: Cetraspora pellucida
Lineage: Eukaryota; Fungi; Glomeromycota; Glomeromycetes; Diversisporales; Gigasporaceae
Source: the annotation of a GenBank genome assembly
AUGACUUUUAUUCAUCCAGAGGACAGUGCAAAUUCUACAAUUCUAGACAUAGUAGCUUUUGGAGAAGCGAUGACCUCCAUAAUCAAACGAUUUUCUAACUGUAGAAAACUUCCAAUUAAAAAUAACGAAAUAUCGAAAGUGCUUGAAGAAAUUAAUAAACAGCGUCUUAGCUUUCGUGAUUUCGCUAGCGAUUCAGUGAAGCAAUCCAGCAAAUUGGCAAGGUUUGCCGAAGAAGUUGUAAUAUUUGCUGAAUGUUGUAAUGACGUUGGAUUUUCUAAGGAUGAUCUUUUAGGAUUAUUGAGAUUACGUCUAUCUGAUGCUAGAAAAAAUAAAGAAGAUUCUGAAAUUUUACAGUUAAAAAUUAGACAUAUUAGAGAUGAUUUGACAGAUGUCACUGAUAAGUUAGUACAAUAUGCUGCGGAUAUCAAACAGUGUCAUCGAAAUAUUGGUUCUGAUAUAGGGAAGGAGCUAUCAGAGAAAGAAGCGAUUCAGGAAAAGUAUAAUUCUUCAUCAAAGGCAAAUUUCGCUAUAGCCAUUAUUGGCGUCUUGACAGCUUUAGCUGCAUCACCAUUUACUGGAGGUACAACUGCUCUGGCAGCAGUUUGUACUUCAGUAGUCGAUGCUGGAAUAUUCACAGCUACAGCUGGUACAGGUAGGUUUUUUAAUAACGAUGGUUUAAUUUAUAAUAAUUUAGAUAUUACACUAGUUCUUCAUCUAAUUAAAAAUAUAGCCAUUGCAGGAGGGACAAAACUUUUGGCCCACCAUGAGAGCGCUACCAUAGAAUCUUUAAAUAAGAAAUUACUUUCGGAACGAGAUCAAUUAACCAAUUGCAUAGAGAUUUUGAAUAAUGACCUGAUAUUGAUCAUUAAAACUUGUCGUAAAUUUAUAACUUUUUGGGAAGAACAAAUUGAUGCAAUUAACUCUAUUAUUGAAAAACUUGAACCUUUGAAUAAUCAAGAAGCACUUCGAAACAUUAAGAUGAUUGCAUAUGGUCUUUUAAAGACUUGGAAAAAUGUAAACGGUCAAUGCAAGGAAUAUAACCGUAUUAUGUAUGCUGAGCUAGAUAAUGACGCUUUAUUGAGAAAUAUG